Molecule: messenger RNA, 1793 nt
Organism: Mercenaria mercenaria
Lineage: Eukaryota; Metazoa; Mollusca; Bivalvia; Venerida; Veneridae
Exons: 1
Coding region: 36-1130 (364 amino acids)
Molecular function (GO): protein dimerization activity
Source: RefSeq, a predicted model, not a curated record
UGGAAAGUGUCGCAGGCUCACCAGCAGGAAGUCUGAUGAGUGUUAGUAGUGCCACCACGCCUGGAACCCCAGGUUCUGGACAUUACCGUCUAAAUAGUGUAUCUGCUUCAACCGGAUGUGAGUUUUCUUCGUCUGACUCAUUCGAUUCCGAUAUGGAGAAUAACAAUAUGUUUGGACAUCUAGCUACAUCGUUGUCAUCCAUGAUCAGUAAUGAAACCAAACGUUUCAAAUCUGAGCCAGCGGAAAUUGAAACAACUCCUAAGAAGAAACGCUACACGAAAUCUCGGGUCAGGAACCGAAGUCCAUCACUUGUGCAGAAAUUGAAGAAAACUCGAAGAAGUAAAGCAAACGACAGGGAACGUGCAAGAAUGCAUAAUCUAAAUGACGCUCUGGAGAGUCUACGAAAAAUUCUGCCAAACUCUGGAGAUGAGAACAAACUGACUAAAAUUGAGACACUUAGAUUUGCUUACAAUUACAUAUUCGCAUUGAGAGAGACAUUGAAUGUGUUGGAUCGUGGUGAAACCAUUGACGUUAACGAUACACUAUUUUCUGCACAGAUGUCUGCUGCACUAAAAAUGCCAUCUGCUUGCCAGACUCUUUCGAAUAUUCAUCAACAGCAGCAGCUCCAGAAGCAACAACUCCAGCACCACCAGCAGCCAGCUCAACUUUCUCCAGUGGACCAACACUCACAGCUAUCACCAGUUAAUCAUCAUCAACAUCAUCAUCAACAGAUGUCGCCGGUAAGCUGUCAUCAGCAGUUGUCUCCUGUUACCCGUCAUCCUCAGCAGUAUACCAAUGGAAUCGUUCUACCUCAGACUACCGUCGUAAAAAUGGAACCGGUGACGUCACAACAAUGUCGUAAUAUAUCGUCUGCUAAUGAGAACAUUUACCAGAAUCCAUGUUUUACUACAGGGACCACUACAAUGAAUCAGGUACCAGACUUUUCAGUAACUGUUGCUCAGUCUCAUAACUAUGUGUUAUCAUCUUCAGUGCCGUGCUACUCUCAGUACUCGAGCCCAGCACCUUGGGCUGGUGCACCUCGUGCAACCAACGUGUUCACAUUCGAUCACCCUCAUUCACCAGCCGGAUUUUCAGACACUUCUGAUGGAUAUACAUUUGAACUUGUGUGAUUUUCUAUACGAAUUUCCAUAUGAUCUCAGAGAAGGACAUGCCGAAUUAUAUGUGGGUAUGCAAAUAACAGUUUGUGAUAUAUUUUAAUCAUUCUUGUUCAUUAACAGACGACAUUUAUGUGCUUUUGAAUCCAAGGACUUGCGUCAUCAUUAUCCGGCUGAACAACGACAUAUCUUCCAAGCAUAGGAUGGUUAUGCAAUUUUGAUAUAUAGAUUUUUUAAUAACUUUAUUCAUAAAUAAUUUUUACUUUUCUACUUUGCUGCAUAUUUUUGUAUUGGUAUUUUUUUCAUGAAAUAACGACUUCAUUCUUGAUUAUUCUCUGCCAAGUUCCUAGAAAAUGCAUUAUUUUCGUAUUUGUUUAAGUAAUUGAUCUUUUUAUCUAAUUAUUCGAAAUUUAAUCAAAAUAACGAUUUAUUGGCAUCAAAUAACUUAUUCAUAAGAGAUUUAUGUCUUUUCGAUAUUCCAAGAACGGACCAUAAAUUGUUUUUCCUUUAAUUGAAUUAUUACAUAUAUGCCAGUAACAGAAAUAGCAUCUUUCACAAAUUUUCAUAUUUCCAGUAGCUGAAAGGUUAUUUAUUAUUUCGUAUGUACUUCAACCUUGAGUCUUCAAUGUUUUCUUUUCGAAUUAAGGAUAGGUGACCUUAAAAGUCAAAUACUUCGGU